Mucor velutinosus is the source of this 1158-nucleotide messenger RNA. RefSeq lists its product as uncharacterized. The record is from RefSeq and is a predicted model, not a curated record. The coding region runs from base 1 to 1158 and encodes 385 amino acids. Lineage: Eukaryota; Fungi; Mucoromycota; Mucoromycetes; Mucorales; Mucoraceae. The transcript is spliced from 5 exons.
AUGUCAAGAGUAUUUGAUAGAAUACCUGAAUGGAUCACUGAGAGGUCCAGCAGAAAACUAAACCAAGUAGUAUCAGAUGAAAAGACGAUGAGGAUAAAGCUGGCAUUGCACAUUUGCGAUGAGCGUCAGACAGAGCUUGUUAUCAUGGAGCUGGCAGACGACAGUUUCUUUAUACCUGCUAUAUUCAAGCCGGAUGACAUUCGCAAAAAAUUUGGUCUAUCGGAUCUGAAACUCAGUAUUGAUGCGUUGGAAGAGAGGAUCGUCAAGAUCAAGAUGUAUGCUGUAUCUGCUUACAGAAGCAACCGCAACCUGUACCCGUACCUGGUUGUCACUGAUUUUGAAUACGUCAAGGGACGCUCUCGCAUUGACAGUGAUUUACAACAUGCAUAUACGACAAAACAAGUCGAAAAUUGGAUAGAUGAUGUACAACAAAGCCUACACAAUGUGCAUGAUCCUGUUUCCAAGAUGUUUCCGUCCAGUGCGUUGAUGGCGGAAUACCGCAAUUUUAACGCAUUAGAGUGCCAUUUAGAGGCAAUUUUAUCUAGAAUGUAUAAGUUUGAGCCUAGAAAAUCAGCAAACGCUGCAAGGGAGAGAGAGCAUUCAAACAGCAUAUGCAGUCGCGCUGAACGAGGCAUUGUGGCCUCAGAUGCAAUGUACGACCAUGCAAACCAUGAACAACUGGCCACGACAUCUCCUAUGACAGAAUGGCGCUCCUCUAGUGUGAAUCACUCUCGUGCAUCACCGUCUAACUGUUUGACCCUUCAGGCAUUCAUUCUCUCCACAUUUGAUACUAUGGAGGAGAUUCCGGAUGAACUUUGCAUUGAUUCAGAGUCUGUGCUCAAGGAAGAGACCCAAGCCAGUACUCCCUCGCCGAGACCUUUUGCACACUCUCCUCAUUUCGUUGCCACAAGCCCAAGCAUAAACGCAAGUCCAGUAGCAUGCGUAGCUGCCAGCUUUUCGCCCGAGCCAAUGUCGUUUCCAUCUUAUUCGCCUUGUCCUUCCAACGUUAAUAAUCAGAUGAGUUUGUACGAUCCAAGGAUUCUUAAUAACUCCAUGCUAGCAGGCAGACCGCACGAGCUUACCAAUGUGCCAGACAACGCUGAUCCCUCCAAAAGACGUCGAUUGUAUUCGGAUUACCGACUUCAUUACUUGACAUAG